Anneissia japonica is the source of this 3106-nucleotide messenger RNA. RefSeq lists its product as uncharacterized. The transcript has 2 exons. The record is from RefSeq and is a predicted model, not a curated record. Gene Ontology annotation, biological process: DNA integration. Gene Ontology annotation, molecular function: nucleic acid binding. The coding region runs from base 1 to 2709 and encodes 902 amino acids. NCBI's taxonomy places the organism in Eukaryota, Metazoa, Echinodermata, Crinoidea, Comatulida, Comatulidae.
AUGUGGAUAAGAGACAGGAUAUGCACAUAUCGUAUGUGCGUACACCUGUUUGGCGGAACAUGGUGUCCAAGCGCGAGUACUUAUGCACUGAGGCAAACAUCAAAGGACAACACAGUUGAUGUCGACGACAAAAUUAGAAAUAUUGUGAACGAGAACUUUUAUGUAGACGAUGCCUUGAUAUCUGUUGCUGACGAGGAAGACGGGGUGAGAAUUAUUAGAGACCUCACUUCGUUGCUGUCGUCAGGCGGCUUUAAGCUCACUAAGUGGUUAAGCAACAGCCCAACGAUACUUCGAGAGGUAUCAGUAGGAGACCGUGCUACAACUGUCAAAGACCUAGACCUUGAAGGUACACUACCUACAGAGAAGGCCUUGGGUAUAAGAUGGGAUGUGCAAAAUGAUGCUUUUGGAUUUAACGUCAGUGUUAAGCAUGUGCCGAAAACCAGAAGAGGGGUGUUGAGUGCACUGAGUUCGGUUUUCGACCCACUUGGAUUUGUCGCCCCAUUUACCUUGAAGGGUAAGUUGAUAGUUCAACAACUUGUGCGUCGACGUGUAGGAUGGGACGAUCCAGCUCCAGAUGACUUGUUGUCAAAAUGGGAGUUAUGGCAAAAUGAAUUGAUUCAUUUAGAAGAGCUGAAAAUUAGAAGGUGCUUGCGAAAGGACGAAUUUGGCGAUGUUGUAACUCAAGACUUGCACCAUUUUGCCGAUGCUUCCGAAGUGGGAUACGGUGUGGCUUCGUACUUACACAUGAAAAACCAACAUGGUGAUACACAGAGCACAUUAGUAUUCGCAAGGUCCCGCCUAUGUCCAAUCAAACGUGUAACGAUACCAAGACUAGAGCUAAUGGCCGCAACUCUAGCUGUAACGACGGACACAUUCUUAAGAAAAGAACUUGGAUUGAAUGUUGGAGGUUCCUACUUUUGGACAGAUAGUAUGAUCGUUCUUCAGUACAUCCGAAAUGAUGAAAGACGAUUUAAGACCUUCGUUAGCAACAGACUCGCGACUAUUCACAAUGGAUCCAGCUCCACUCAGUGGAGGCAUAUUGAUGGCAAACGGAACCCUGCGGACCUCGCGUCUCGAGGUCUGGAUGCCAAACAGCUCGUAGGAAAUAUGUUAUGGUAUGAGGGCCCAGAAUUCCUCAGAAGAAACGACACCAUGUGGCCGAUUCAACCCGACAAUUCUGGUGAUACAUACGAAGACGACCCGGAAUUAAAGAAGGAUGAGAGAGUUUGCCAUCACAUACAGAAAGAAGACUCUGCACACAUUUUGAAUAUAUUAAUUAGUAGAUAUGCAUCAUGGACUAAGUUGAAGCGUACUAUAGCCUGGCUACUGCGUUUCAAGAGCUUCAUAGUGCUGAAAAAGAGAAAGGGAUUAGAUAAACUCUCUUGUGUUGACUUAACUGUAGGCGAAGUCCAAGAAGCUGAAUUAGAAAUCCUUAAAUAUGUCCAAUCCACACAUCUUUCUAGCUUAAGCGCUCUAAAGGGACUAGAUGCAUAUAGAACGGACGAUGGCCUUAUUAGAGUUGGUGGCAGAGUAAAGCUUCAAGAUAAAUUCUCUUAUGACCAAAAACACCAGAUAAUAUUACCAUCUGAUCAUGACGCCACGAACUUAAUAAUUAAUUACUAUCACCUUCUAACUGGACAUGGGGGAGUUGAACGUGUGCUCGCUGAGACCAGACAAAAGUAUUGGAUUGUAAGAGGUCGAAGAAAUGUUAGACGGGAACUUUCGAAGUGUAUUACUUGCAAGAGGAUAAAAGCGCCACCCCUGCAACAAAUCAUGGGACUCCUUCCAACAUCAAGGCUUGCAAUACACGAACAACCCUUUUCAAGAGUAGGUGUGGACUACUUUGGCCCUCUUACUGUAAAACGUGGACGGACGGAAUGUAAACGUUACGGUUGUAUCUUUUCCUGUCUGACGACUCGAGCUGUACACAUUGAGGUGACAAACUCUCUAACUACAGACACGUUCAUUAACGCAUUUCAUAGGUUUAUCGCUCGCCGUGGUUCGCCACAAGAGGUUAUUUCGGACAAUGGGACCAAUUUUAUCGGGGCAAAACAGGAAUUCAAGAAGGCCGUGAAAGAAUGGAAUCAGAAAACAAUUAAUGAUUUUAUGGUCCAGAAAGAAAUAAAAUGGUCAUUCAAUCCGCCUACAGCAUCUCAUAUGGGCGGUAUAUGGGAGCGUCAAAUUAGAAGUAUCAGAACGAUUAUCUUUAGUUUAGUACGACAACAGACAUUAGACGAUGAGGGUGUUAAUACACUUAUGUGCAUAGUCGAGGGCAUUAUAAACAGCCGGCCCCUUACAAAACUAUCAGACGACCCUAAAGAUGAUAAUCCACUAACCCCUAACCAUUUGUUAUUAUUACGCGGCGGCCCAUUGUUACCACCAGGCCAUUUUGUUGAGCAAGACAUAUAUCGAAGACGUUGGAGACAAAUUCAAUACCUUGCCGAUGUUUUCUGGAGGAGGUGGGUGAAAGAAUACCUGCCAUUACUACAAAUACGUCAGAAGUGGGUCUUUGAGAAAAGAGACGUUAAAGUCGGAGACCUUGUUCUAGUCACUGACAAAAAUACUCCACGUUAUCAAUGGCCACUAGCAUUAGUAGUUGAUGUAUAUAAAGGUAGCGAUGAACAUGUUAGAUCUGUUAAGAUUAGAAUGAGGGGAAGUACAUACGAAAGACCCAUAACUAAAUUAUGCUUACUCGAAGGUGUAGAUUAAGUUUGUAGUUAAGAUCUUGUAUUAUAUUAUAUUUAAGAUAUCAUACUUUAUAUUUUGAUUGUUAAACCAAGUUGGUUUAAGGUGGGGAGUGUAAAGUAUUAUAAGUUUUGAAGCGCCCUCUCUACAUAUUCUGUAUCUCCCAAUUGGUAUAUAUCCUGGUUGUUACCAUGUGUGAGGGAGAGAUGAUCUUGGAAUUGGUUACGGCACAUCUCCUCUUGACACCAUUUUGUUAUUUAAACUUUUAGCAAUUUUUGUUUUAAACUUUUGUUGUUUUACAACUUUGAUCAACCAGUUGAUUCAUUUUUUGACGUGUCGACGACACUUUUGUUUGGAUUUUAAAUUGGUUAAAGCUAGAAUUGAUAAUUUGAUUUGAAGUUUUAUUAGCCUUGGAGACGCG